Momordica charantia (bitter melon) is the source of this 4273-nucleotide messenger RNA. Its product is annotated as protein phosphatase 2C and cyclic nucleotide-binding/kinase domain-containing protein. Gene Ontology annotation, cellular component: cAMP-dependent protein kinase complex. Gene Ontology annotation, biological process: protein phosphorylation. Lineage: Eukaryota; Viridiplantae; Streptophyta; Magnoliopsida; Cucurbitales; Cucurbitaceae. The record is from RefSeq and is a predicted model, not a curated record. Gene Ontology annotation, molecular function: ATP binding; cation binding; cAMP-dependent protein kinase activity.
UGAAUCAAGUUCCAAGCAAAUAGCCUACGUUUUUGCUAAUUACCUCGAAAGAAACACAGCGAAAAGGAUCCGGCAUCAUCCUAUCCACACAACUUCGGAGGCAGAAGUGUGGGUCUUUUUUGGCCAGAGGGAGAUGACUCAGGGACCACUUAAUGAUAACGAGAGAACGUGGGUGGCGUUCUUGGACUCUCGAGGCUUUUUCAUGUUGGGUAAUUUGCUCUAUCGAAAGUCCCCACUGCCUACAAGAUUAAACAAAACCCAAGGGGAAAAUUAUUGCUCUUUCUUUCUGGAUUCCUGUUUUGGUCGUCUCCGUGGAGGAAAUCUCGGGGUGUACUUUUUGAUUAAGUUGUUGGCUGCCUUUCUGCAACACUAUAUUCCUGAAGUCUAAAAGGUAAGGUAUGUGCAGAAUCUGAAAGAUUUUCUCGGCUUUUCUUCUCCGAUUUUCCGGCAUUUUCUCCACAAUUCCAGCUCUGGGGUGUUCCAAAAAACUUCAAUUCGGAAGAUUGAUCAGAAAAUUUCUUCUUCUUGCGUUUUGCCUGCGAGUGGGUAGUUAAGCUUGCGGCGUAGUGCAGUAUUUAUUUCUGUUCGCGUUCUCGGUGCCACUGCCAGAGGUUCGUACAGGAAACGAGUUAUUGGCGCGUGAACCUGAUGAAUUUUCCGGCGAUUCUUGUCACGCGCUUUAUUUCAUUUCCGUAUUUACACUGAUGGGUUGCGUUUAUUCGAGGGUUUGUAUCGGCGAGCCUUCUUCUUCUACUCCAAAAACUGCGAGAACAACCGGAACACAAUAUGCGAAACCUGGCGCUGAAAUCGACACGAUCUCUUCUUCGUCUUCCGAUAGCCAAGAAGCCGAAGUCGGUGACCGGCUGAAUCAAUUGAGCUCAAACAACAGAGAUUCAGAAGUCGGAAUCACGAGGCUCUCGAGAGUUUCGUCGCAGUUCUUGCCCGCCGAUGGGUCCCGAAUCGUCAAGGUUCCUUCUGGAAACUUUGAAUUGCAGUAUUCGUUUCUUUCGCAAAGAGGGUAUUACCCCGAUGCCCUCGAUAAGGCGAACCAAGACAGUUUUUGCAUCCACACCCCAUUUGGGAAUAGCCCAGAUGACCAUUUCUUUGGGGUUUUCGAUGGGCAUGGGGAAUUUGGAACACAGUGCUCGCAGUUCGUAAAACGGAAGCUAUGUGAAAAUUUACUUAGGAAUAGUAGGUUCCACAGUGACGCAGUUGAGGCAUGCCAUGCAGCGUUUCUGACCACUAAUUCACAGUUACACGCAGAUAUCUUGGAUGAUAGCAUGAGCGGUACUACUGCCAUUACUGUUUUAGUUAGAGGUAGGACUAUAUAUGUAGCUAAUUCAGGUGAUUCGAGAGCGGUUCUAGCAGAGCGGAGAGGGAAGGAAGUUGUAGCGGUCGACCUCUCGAUCGAUCAAACUCCAUUCCGAACCGAUGAAGUUGAACGUGUUAAGCUUUGUGGUGCUAGAGUUCUUACACUUGAUCAGAUCGAGGGGCUGAAAAACCCGGAUGUUCAGUGCUGGGACACUGAAGAAGGAGAUGAUGGUGAUCCUCCAAGGCUGUGGGUGCCUAAUGGGAUGUACCCUGGCACAGCUUUCACCAGAAGUAUAGGUGACUCAAUUGCUGAGACUAUCGGAGUUGUCGCUACGCCUGAAAUUGUUGUUCUGGAGCUGACACCGGAUCAUCCUUUCUUUGUUGUUGCUAGUGAUGGAGUAUUUGAGUUUCUUUCGAGCCAGAUGGUUGUUGAUAUGGUUUCCAAGUAUAAAGAUCCCCGCGAUGCUUGUGCUGCAAUUGUGGCUGAGUCUUACAGACUUUGGCUUCAGUUUGAAACACGAACAGAUGAUAUCACUGUUAUUGUGGUGCAUAUUAAUGGGCUAACUGAUAUGGUUAAUAGUGAAUCAACAAGAUCCAGCAGUGGUGGUUUUACUCGAUCUCCAAUUCCUCAAGUCGUGGAAGUUACAGGAUCAGAAUCUCCCUCUACCUUUGGCUGGAACAGGAAUCACCGUGUGAGGCAAGAUUUGUCAAGGGCACGUCUCCGGGCUAUUGAAAGUUCCCUAGAGAAUGGGCAAGUCUGGGUGGCUCCAUCUCCAGCCCACAGGAAGACUUGGGAAGAAGAAGCACAUAUUGAACGGGCAUUGCACGACCAUUUCCUCUUCAGAAAACUAACUGAUUCUCAGUGCCAAGUUUUAUUAGAUUGCAUGCAAAGAGUUGAGGUCCUACCGGGACAAAUUGUAGUCGAACAAGGUGGUGAAGGUGACUGUUUUUAUGUUGUUGGCAGUGGAGAAUUUGAGGUUUUGACAACCCAGGAAGAAAACAAUUUGGAGGUCCCCCGGGUUCUGCAUCACUAUACAGCUGAGAAGCUAUCUUCCUUCGGGGAAUUGGCUUUGAUGUAUAACAAACCACUUCAAGCCUCGGUACGUGCUGUGACGAGUGGGACACUCUGGGCUUUGAAAAGAGAGGAUUUUCGUGGAAUUCUUAUAUCAGAAUUUUCUAAUUUGUCAUCUUUGAAAUUGCUUCGAUCUGUGGACCUUCUGUCGAAGUUAACAAUCUUGCAAUUGAGUCACAUUGCAGAUUGCCUUUCUGAAGUUACGUUCUCAGAUGGGCAGCUUAUAGUUGAUGGGACCGAAGACUUAUGUGCAUUGCRCAUUGUUCAAAAGGGACAAGUGAGGAUUACUUUUGAUGCUGAGAUAAUGAGCAGUUCAAACGUUUACAGCUUCAAUUAUGCCACUAAAAAAGAGGAUGAUUCUGCACAGAGUGGUAAAGAGAUCUCAGUUAUUAAGAAAGAGGGGAGUUAUUUUGGCGAAUGGGCACUUCUUGGUGACCGUAUUGGCUUCUUACGAGCAGUUGCUUUGGGAGAUGCUGUGUGCGCUAUUCUAACAAAGGAAAAGUUUGAGUCAGUUGUUGGCCCUUUACCAAAGCCCUCUCAAGAUAAUCAAAGGGCAAAGGAACAUUCUUCAGACAAUCUCCAUCACUCUGCCAAAAUUAUGGAUAUUUCAGCUCUUUCAAAAGUUGAGCUCACUGAUCUGGAGUGGAUAACUUGUUUAUAUUCCACAGAAUACAGCGAGAUUGGGCUAGUUCGGUUAAGGAACACAGAAACUAUGCUUAGUUUAAAAAGGUUUACCAGACAGAAGGUCAAAAGGCUGGGACUAGAAGCACAAGUUUUGAAGGAGAAAAACCUUAUGAAGAGCAUCAGUCCUUCAGCUUGCAUGCCGCAAUUUCUCUGCACUUGUUUAGAUCGAUCACAUGCUGGCAUAUUGCUAAAAACGUGCCUUGCUUGUCCUUUGUCUUCGAUACUUCAUGUCCCGCUCGAUGAAUCUUCGGCACGUUUCUGUGCAGCCUCACUUGUCACAGCAUUGGAAGAUUUGCACAAGCUUGGUGUUCUCUACAGAGGAAUCUCCCCUGAUGUUCUAAUGUUGGAUCAAACUGGACGCAUACAGUUAAUAGACUUCAGAUUUGGGAAGAAAACAUCCGGCGAGAGAACGAAUACUAUUUGCGGGACUGCAGACUUUUUAGCACCCGAGAUAGUUCAGGGCAAUGGUCAUGGUUUCACUGCUGACUGGUGGGCACUGGGAGUCUUAAUCUAUUUCAUGCUGAAAGGUGAAAUGCCAUUCGGAUCAUGGAGACAAAGCGAGCUCGAUACUUUUUCAAAGAUUGCAAAAGGACAACUAAGUCUUCCCCAGAUUUUCAGUCCUGAAGCCAUUGAUCUCAUUGUCAAGUUACUUGAAGUUGAUGAGAAGAAAAGGCUUGGAAGCGAGAAUCCGAACUCUGUAAGAAGACAUCCAUGGUUUAAUGGUGUUGAUUGGAAGGGGAUCCAUGAUGGUACCUUUCCCGUUCCUGAUGCAAUCACUUCUCGUGUGGCUCAAUAUUUGGAGAGCUACGCUGAAGAUUGCAGCGUUUCUUUAGUUAAACCGCCUCAAGAUCCCGAAGAACAGGACGCCACCGAUUGGAUCAACGACUGGUAGAAGCACAACACUGAAAAACUCUUGUGCAGGCUUUUUCCUGGUGCAGUCUGUCUUCUGCCGAUCGAAAAGGGCCGACAUAAUACCAGUAAGUUGCAGCAUAUCAAGUUCAUGGAAAGAUUAGGUUGGUGAAUUGAUCUUAUUUUUCCCAUUUUUUGUUUGUUAAAAUUUGAUUCCUUGUGAAUACAGAAUAGGUAUAUAUAUAUAUAUGUAAAUGAAGGAGAGUUCAUUUUUUCUCUACAGUCAAAUGAUUACUUGUGGAGACUUGUGUUACAGGCUGACUCUGCUGAUAAUAAUUCCUUCUUAUUCUUCAUCCA